Messenger RNA from Syngnathus acus (greater pipefish), 3884 nucleotides. RefSeq names its product RAD54 like (gene rad54l). Gene Ontology annotation, cellular component: nucleus. The record is from RefSeq and is a predicted model, not a curated record. The transcript has 17 exons. Gene Ontology annotation, molecular function: ATP binding; DNA translocase activity; ATP-dependent chromatin remodeler activity. Gene Ontology annotation, biological process: reciprocal meiotic recombination; double-strand break repair via synthesis-dependent strand annealing. The coding region runs from base 1417 to 3642 and encodes 741 amino acids. Lineage: Eukaryota; Metazoa; Chordata; Actinopteri; Syngnathiformes; Syngnathidae.
UUCCGAACGUUGCUUCAGGGACGCGGAAACACUAACCCUAACCUGGCUCGGUAAACUGUUCGGAGGCCGGUGUUUUGUUCAGUUUGGGGAGGUUCAAAAGCUUCGAAUUUUUGGUUUGAACUCCGAUUUGUUCGAAUCUGUCGACGUUAGAUGUCAGCGUCUCUACCGUAUAUAUAAUGUACAUAAAGUACAGUAAACAGAACGGCAGUUUUAUAAUUUCAAAGGUGACAGUAGAGCGAGAAGUGUGUGUCCCAACACUUGUUUACGUAGAGAAACUUUUGCUUGAUCAGCUUGCCGUCCCAGAGUCAAAAAGCAUUUUUCAAACUUGUUCCCUGCUUUUCCUGACGGCGGUAAAAUGUUGCCGCCAAGGUCAAAGCAAACAUGCCAUUGACACGUCCACACACCCACACACGCACAUGGCAUCCCCCCGCGCACGCAAACACACACUCACUAGGAGGGGCACGCCCCAGUAGCCUCGUUUACACGCCGACAUGGUGUUGUGGGAUGCCAGGACAAAUAUAGACGUGAGCCAAGCGUUCUUCAAAGUGACGGCUUUUCAACACGCCGUUUAAUUUUGGAUGCGCUGAGACGCGAGACCAUUAACAAGCAUCAUCUUCACAAACCAACCACGCCGCCGCCCACAUUCGCUUUACCACAUCCGGAAAUUACGCUACAAGAUUUACAAAUAGGCUAUAACAGGUGUACGCCAAAAUAAAAGUUGAAUUCCUUGGUUACACGGUUGAUUUUGUUCAAAUAAUCGCUCGCAACAUCUUAAAUAUUUCUUUGUUUAGGGAGGCGCAAAAAAAUCUUGAAAUAACAACAGACUGUCCAGGUGUCUGUUGAAAAACAAGUUAAAAUAAUACACAUAUUUGAUAAUAGCAACUGAUUUACCACGGAAGUGGAAAGAAUAUAAGAAUUACGCAAUGUAUUUCUUUGCUUCGAGUUUCUGGUUUACUAAACACGUCAGACCCCGGACGUACCAUUUUGAUUUUGGCAAGAGGGUGGUGGGGUUUAUGGGAUGAACCAUAUGAGAUUAAUAUUAAUCUCAUCGCCUCUGAUGUGGAGAAAACUGAUUCGCCGGACUCUUUGUCUCAAUUAGAGUAAACCAUAUUAGUUGAGUGAGUAAACUUUAGCGUAAUUGUGAUUUUAUUUGAGUAAUUAAAAUAGCGUGUUUUUCAGCUUUGCGCUUGCCGUAGUUGUUAAGCGCGCAGUUUGAGAGAGGAGGAAUCGAGCGCUCAGUACUGUCGUCGGUUUUUGAAUAGUAGUCGCCGAUGUACAUAUAGUUUAAUAUUCUUUUUUAAGUCAAGUCACACUUUGAUUUCGAGAGCCAAACAUCUCAUUGGAAGCUCGCCGAUGCGCUGGCAAGGAUGUUAGCAGGCUAAUUUUGGGCCGAAACGCGACGACAACAGAGUGAACAUGAGGAGGAGUUGGGCUCCCAGUCAGGUCGCCAAACGAAAGCAAGCCGACGGUGAGGAUGACCAAGAGUGGACGUGUGCGACGAAGAAAAAAAGAGCUAUAGGGAGCCAAGCGACGCAACCAAGUCCCGUGUCUCUGUUCAGGAGGCCCCUGACACAGCUCAGCGUUGGCCCCGCAUGCCCGGACAGCAACAAACACGAGGAGUUUAUUCGUCGGAUCCUCUCCAGGCCAUUUAAAGUUCCCAUCCCAAAUUACACAGGCCCGCUGGGCAUCCGGACGCUGGGCCUGAAGCGAGCCGGAGUGAGGCGGGCGCUUCACGACCCUUUUGCGGACGAUGCCCUGGUUCUGUUUGAGCCCGAGACGCUGAGCGCCCACGAGCUGCUCAAAAUAGACAAGGACAAAAGUCCUGUCCAUGUGGUUGUGGACCCUGUCUUAGGGAAGGUGCUCAGACCUCACCAAAGAGAGGGCGUCAAGUUCCUGUGGGACUGCGUUACGGGGCGCCGCAUCCCCGGCUCGUUCGGCUGCAUCAUGGCCGACGAGAUGGGCCUGGGCAAGACCCUGCAGUGCAUCGCGCUGGUGUGGACGCUGCUGCGCCAGAGCGCCGACGCCAAGCCUGAGAUCGACAAGGCCAUUGUGGUGUCGCCCUCCAGUCUGGUGCGCAACUGGUACAACGAGGUGUCCAAGUGGCUGGGAGCGCGCGUUGCGCCCCUGGCCAUCGACGGAGGCUCCAAGGACAACAUUGACCGACAGCUCGUGAACUUCAUCUCGCAGCGUGGGCUUCGUGCACCAACGCCGAUUCUCAUCAUCUCCUAUGAGACCUUCCGGCUGCACGCUGAGGUUCUGCACAAAGGCCAAGUGGGACUUAUCAUCUGCGAUGAGGGCCACCGGCUCAAGAACUCCGACAACCAGACGUACCAAGCCCUGAACGCCAUGCGUGCCCAGAGGAGGGUGCUGAUAUCGGGCACACCCAUCCAGAAUGACCUGCUGGAGUACUUUAGCCUGGUGCACUUUGUCAACGCCGGCAUCUUAGGUACCGCUCAGGAGUUCAAGAAGCGAUUCGAGCUGCCCAUCUUGAAGGGUCGUGACGCCGACGCCAGCGAUAAAGAACGACAGGAGGGAGAGGACAAACUCAAGGAGCUCAUUGCCAUCGUCAACAGGUGUUUAAUCAGGAGAACCUCCGACAUCCUGUCCAAAUAUUUGCCUGUGAAGAUCGAGCAGGUGGUCUGCUGCAAGCUAACGCCGCUGCAGACGGCGCUCUACAAACACUUUCUGACGCAGGCCAAGCCCAUGGAGGCACUGCAGACGGGCAAGAUUAACGUCUCCUCCCUGUCGUCCAUCACCUCGCUCAAGAAACUGUGCAAUCACCCAGCUCUCAUCCAUGACAAGUGCUUGCAGGGAGAGGAAGGUUUCCAAGGCACUCUGGAUCUUUUCCCAGGCGGCUACUCCGUUAAAAGUGUGGAGCCGCAGCUGUCAGGCAAAAUGUUGGUCCUGGACUUGAUCCUGGCCGUGACAAGGACCACCACCAGCGACAAAGUAGUGCUGGUCUCCAACUACACGCAAACAUUGGACAUCUUUGAGAGGCUGUGCCACUCCAGAAGGUAUCCCUAUGUACGACUGGAUGGCACCAUGUCCAUCAAGAAGAGGGCCAAGAUUGUGGAGAGAUUCAACAGUCCUGACAACCCAGAGUUCAUCUUCAUGCUGAGCAGCAAGGCGGGCGGCUGCGGUCUGAACCUGAUCGGCGCCAACCGUCUGGUGAUGUUUGAUCCCGACUGGAACCCGGCCAACGACGAGCAAGCCAUGGCGCGGGUGUGGAGGGACGGCCAGAAGAAGACGUGCUACAUCUACAGGCUGCUGUCGACGGGAACCAUCGAGGAGAAAAUCCUGCAACGGCAGGCGCACAAGAAGGCACUGAGCAGCUGCGUGGUGGAUGAAGAACAGGACGUGGAGCGACACUUUUCGCUCGGGGAACUCCGCGAGCUCUUUGCGCUCAACGGAGAGACGGCUAGUGACACGCACGACAAGUUCCGCUGUCGCCGCUGUGUCAAUGGCAUCCAAGUGCGGCCGCCUGCGCCAGAGUUGGACUGCACCAGCGACCUGUCCCAGUGGCACCACUGCUGGGACAAGAAGGGCCUAAGGGACCAAGUGCUGAAGGCUUGCUGGGACGCCGCCACCAUCUCCUUCGUCUUCCACCAGCGCUCCCAUGAGGACCAAAGGGGUGUUGUUUGACUUGGAUUUAUUUCUGCUUAUACAUUUUUUUGUCAGUGUUGCUUUUUUAUCCCCAAAUAAAAGCCCAUUUUUGUAUUAUCACGUACAUUAAUCAGCAGUGCUUCACGAACUUGAACUUGUGCCGGUAGCGUUACAGUAAUGCCUGUAGUUAUCUUAUUUAAUCAUACCGGUCAACUUUUUUUUUUUCUUUACAUUUUUGAAAUCGGCAUCAAAAGGCAUAAAUAUAUCUCAAUUCAAAUGUG